This is a messenger RNA of Salvia miltiorrhiza (redroot sage), 823 nucleotides long. Its product is annotated as protein BOLA4, chloroplastic/mitochondrial-like. The coding region runs from base 143 to 628 and encodes 161 amino acids. The record is from RefSeq and is a predicted model, not a curated record. The transcript is spliced from 3 exons. Lineage: Eukaryota; Viridiplantae; Streptophyta; Magnoliopsida; Lamiales; Lamiaceae.
GUAAAGUAUAAUUAGCCCUAUAAGAUGGUGUAUAUAUGUGUGUGCUUGUUUUUUCCAAAUUUGUUAUGAUGAAUAGAGAUAUAAUAUGAGGAGGGAAGUGACGAAGCCCUGACCACCACUAUAUACAAAAAGCAUCCAAAACAUGGCGGCCAAGUCUCUGCUUUUCCGCCCUAACGUCGCGGCUCUAUGUCUCUCCGGCAGCCGCUCCUUUCUAUGCCGAACGCCCUCGCUGCUGAUCAUGUCAACGUCGGCUACAACCCGCAACCUUUCAAGCAGUCGCUCGUUACUUACUCGGAGGCUUCCUCGUUCCUCUUCUGCUUUCGCAAUUAGGCGGGAUUUCUGCAUCCGAGCCACCGAAAGUUCCGCCCCCAUCGAAUCUCCUUUGAUGGAAACAAUGGAGAAGAAGAUCAAGGAGCAUUUAAGUGCAGACUCAGUUGUUGUUAAGGAUGCUUAUGGUGAUGGUCGCCAUGUGAGCAUAGAGGUGAUCUCUUCAGCUUUUGAGGGGCAAUCUGCAGUUAAUAGGCAGAGGAUGGUUUACAAGGCGAUAUGGGAAGAACUUCAGGAUAGAGUGCACGCAGUCGACCAGAUGAGUACCCGGACUCCAUCUGAAGCAGCAGCGGGGAAGUGAUGAAGCCGACUUUAUCAUCACUCAACCAAUGGGUCUCAAUAAAGAAUCAGAAACUUUGAUAUUUUUUGAGUGACCAAUUUGCAGUUUAGAACCAUGGAUAAUAUGAGACCUCAAAAAGGUGCAUCCCAUCCAUAUUCAGUUUAAAAGUAACGAUGUAAAAGAUCCCAUUUUCUGAAAUGCAAACAUCUUUAUGAA